This is a messenger RNA of Cyphellophora europaea CBS 101466, 738 nucleotides long. RefSeq lists its product as uncharacterized. Gene Ontology annotation, cellular component: intracellular anatomical structure. The transcript is spliced from 3 exons. Gene Ontology annotation, molecular function: oxidoreductase activity, acting on NAD(P)H, oxygen as acceptor. The record is from RefSeq and is a predicted model, not a curated record. NCBI's taxonomy places the organism in Eukaryota, Fungi, Ascomycota, Eurotiomycetes, Chaetothyriales, Cyphellophoraceae. Bases 1 to 738 code for a protein of 245 amino acids.
AUGAUUACCGGGGCUGGGGCAGGUAUAGGUUUAAGCAUUGUAAAGGGUCUCCUUGAAGCUCAAACAGUGUCCCUUGUGGUCGCUGUAGACCUCGCCAUCGACGAGCUCCAAGUACUUGCGAGUUCUCGACCAGGAAAGCUUGUUGCUGUUUCAGGUGAUGUAUCGGAUCGACUGGUCAACAAGAAGGCGAUAGACACUGUGAUCAGGACACGAGGCAAGUUGGAUUCUCUCAUUCUGAAUGCGGCGGUGCUGCGUCCCGUUGGUCCCACGGCCGAGAUUAAUGUGGAGGAAUGGAAACGGCUGAUUGACGUCAACUUCAUUGCCUUGGUACAUGCGAUCCAGCUAGCUUUACCGCACCUCCGCAAAAGCAGAGGCCAGGUCCUUUUCACUUCCUCAGGAGUCGCAGCACGGCCAUUUCCAGCCUGGAUACCAUAUGCCUGUUCUAAGGCCAGCGUGAACUGCCUCGCGUCCUGUCUGACUGUCGAAGAGAACCAAGUAUCGUUUCUAUGCAUCACACCAGGAAUUGUGGACUCGGGUAUGCAGAGGCAUGUCAGGGAUAACGAGAAGUCAAACCUUCCUCCCGACCAGUACAAGUGGCUCGCUUCGUUACACGCUGAAGGCAAGUUGCUGCGUCCAGAAGAGCCAGCUGGAUCCUUUGUAAAGUUAGCCCUUGGCGGUGUACCGAAAGUACUCAAUGGCCUGGUAGUCCCGUGGGACGACCCGCGGCUGGUAUGUUAG